AUGACGAAUCAUCUUUGGCCACUUAGUCCUCCACAGAGAUCUAAAAUUGGCAAUUGCAUAAGCGUACAAGAUAAAUUUGCACUAAACAAUAAUGAUAUUCUUCAAACUGUAACGUUACCCCAAACUAAUGUUUUUAUUAUGGUGACACCCUCAAGAAUACUGAUCUACAACCUUAAGCCAAUGGCGCAUGUAAGUAGUCAUGAAAGGACAGGGGAUUCGAUUCGAGAGUUUGGACUCAACAAGUCAAUGACAUCUUCUGUCACAUUAGAUAGCGCAGUGGAGGGCCUGCUAUCAGAUAAACAAAUAAACAAUUCAGUUUGGAACCAAGGCAAACUAGUAUUCUAUGUCAUGACUGACAAGAAUUUUCUACUUACUUAUCAAAUCUUAAAAGAUUCAAGCAACAUGACCGUUUUUAAAGCAUUUGGCAUUCCUGUUGUGGAUUUGGAAAAGGUGGAUGAGGAGUUCGAACAUGAAUAUGAUGAUUCUGUGGAUGAUGACACUCUUACCGUUUUCGAAAAAAAUAAGUCUUCAAAAGUUAUUCAGAACGGUUAUGCCAUAACCAAAGAACAAGGAUUUUUACAAUUUCUAUCUAAUAACCAGGAAAAUCUAGAUGAACUACCAGUGAAGAAGCUUGAACUACGACUUAAGGUUGUUCUCAAAGUCGAUUAUCAAAUACUGGACCUCUAUGCGUUUAAAAGACUUUCGGAAGUAGAAGAAGAUAAAGCAGAGGAGAGUUUAUUGGUUUUGUUUCCUCAUGGUCUUCAAUUGUUAACUCUGGUUGAUUUCAGACUCAAAAGUACUUCUUUGGUGGAAAUCACACAUGGAAAAAGGAUUUGCAUAAACCAGGGACAUUUAUUGGUGGUGUCGCAAGAUCAGACAUCAGACCCAUAUAAAGUGACGAUGAAUCACAUUGAUAUGGCGAAACAACAUGUUGAAAUGAUACCGCUUGAAGGCACAGGUACAUUGUUAAACUGUUUCACAUUGAAAGGCAAUGUAGCUUUUGCGUCUGAUGACACUAUUACUUAUUACAAUCCCACAACGCAACAAGUGACUUACAGGUUUCAAUUUCCUUUCACACCCAAAUACUGUUGCGGCCUUAAUAGGAGUACUAUCUUAGCAGUUUCACAGAAGAAUUACAUUUAUUUCUAUACUGAAUUGGGAAAUUUGCUGUUUAGCAAUUCACUAGAAGACGAUAAUCUAGAAAAUGCUACAGUUCUUGAUUAUUCAGCCUUCAGCUAUCUAGAUAUGACUUUGAUAGCGACUUCACAUACGGGCGAAUACGAACUAUGGAAUUUGUGGGAACAAUCGACUCAAAAUUUCUCCGACACCCGAUCGGUAUCUCCUUAUGUAUUGCACAACACAAAUAAUGAUAUUGCAAUUUAUACACCUGUAGGGGAUUCUUCUCUCUGCCGCGAUGGCUUCCAAUACAUCAAACUCCCGACUAGAACAAUCAAUAACUGCGUUUCUCUCAUAAAAGUCAAUCCAAAUAUGAAACUUACCGCGAUAUAUGUGGCGAAUAAGGCCAUUUUACUUUUAUACAAUUUGGAAACCAAUAUGUGGUAUAGUUUUAUUGACAUAACAAUCCUAGAUAUGCAUUGGAUUGGAACCUCAUACUUAUUAUGCCAGAUAAAAAAAGACGAUUGGUCAAUUGGAUUACACUGUUUUCGUUUGCGUUUGCAGGAUUUGGAUACUUCAGAUAUUUAUAAAUACAGCAUUUGGGACUACGAAUUGCCCGAUUCAACCCGUAUUCAGACUAUUCAUGUCAAUACUUUGAGCAAGUAUAAAUCCUUGAAGCUGAAGGCACGAGAUAGUGAUCAGUCUGAUAAACAAGAAGAAAAAUACUUUAAAACCGCUGAAAUCAAUGUUGUCACCACCAACAAUCAGAUCUUAAGAUUUGCUGUAAUAUCAUUAAUACAUCCAAUUGGCGUUAAUAUAAUCAGGAAAAUUUACGAGCACGGUAGAGUCAAUAUCCCAAAUAAUAUCUGCUCUGAUAAAAUAGAAUGGCUUAUGAAUUUCAGGGACGGUUUAUUGUACUUUUCAGAAAAUAAACUUAUUAAAGCUGUCAAUGUAGAAUCGGAACAAUGGGUAUUCGAAGUUUUGCUAGAUCAUAUAGAAAAGAUUGUCGAUGUAUAUAUCGAUGAUAUAUUUCUUAUUUGCAAUCAAAAGGAAGAGUUUUACAAUAUGGAUGACCUUUGGGACAAAAAGCCACCUCUUUUCUCUGUGACACUUGAUGAUGACUGCUAUCCGAUAUCUAUUUCGCCCCAGACGGCUACUGUACUCGGAUUGAGAUGCAUAUUUCACGAUUACUAUGCAAAAUUUGUCGUCAAACAUAAGAUAUAUUUGGAUGAACUGAUUCUUACAAAGAUGGAGCAAAAAGUACCGGCAGAUAAAAUUAUGACAGAGUGCAGACCCGUGAGAUACUUUAACUUUGCUCUUGAGAAAAUACUGUCCACGAAAAUUCUAGAGAACAAACCCCUAGAUGACAUUAUCCAAAUAAUCAAACUUUGUGAUAUUCCAGCAAAUUAUGAGGGCAGUCUAAGCAAGGCGCACAGCGAUAUGUUAGAGAUUGUAAGCAACUGUCUACGAAAAACCGAGAUCAAGCAUUGGAACCUGCUAUUCACAAGUCUUGGAAUGACACCUAGAGAUCUCUUGGCCAGGUGUCUUGAAGGCAACGAGGCGAAGAUCCUUGGUGUUUUGUUAAUAGUGUUUUUGAACUACGAUGCCGAACUAGUUGAAGACUUAAGAAACAAUGAAAUCGACAAAAGCGAAGCAAAAGAUCAGAACGGCAGCACUAACAGUGACGGCAGCAACCCAGAUUCUUCUGUAGUUGAUUUAAUAAGAGAUCAAGAGAUGAUGUUAACAGUGCUGCGUUUGUUGGUUACAAGCGCAGCUAAUACAUCCGACAGCACAAAAGCGGCAGAUUCUUGGGACAUGUGCUUUCAACUCAUUCGACUACUGAAGGAGCUGGACAAGGAAAACAACACGCAGUUGAUCCAAAAAGCACUAGAUAUGUUUGAAUAG
Zygotorulaspora mrakii is the source of this 3021-nucleotide messenger RNA. It is a transcript of the gene RIC1, whose product is annotated as Ric1p. Gene Ontology annotation, biological process: intracellular protein transport; retrograde transport, endosome to Golgi. The record is from RefSeq and is a predicted model, not a curated record. NCBI's taxonomy places the organism in Eukaryota, Fungi, Ascomycota, Saccharomycetes, Saccharomycetales, Saccharomycetaceae. Gene Ontology annotation, cellular component: Ric1-Rgp1 guanyl-nucleotide exchange factor complex; cytosol; Golgi membrane. The transcript has a single exon. The coding region runs from base 1 to 3021 and encodes 1006 amino acids.